Molecule: messenger RNA, 2092 nt
Organism: Didymodactylos carnosus
Lineage: Eukaryota; Metazoa; Rotifera; Eurotatoria; Philodinida; Philodinidae
Source: the annotation of a GenBank genome assembly
CCAGGUCUUCGAAGGGCUAUGCGGAAGCCGCAUGGUCGUAUUCGUAAUCAGCAUGGUCGAUAACCUAUAACCCACUAGAUUCCGAGCAAAAAGCGUUUAAUCACUUCGUGGGGUUCCCUCGUAAGAAAAAUCUUCAAUAAACUCACUUUUUGAUGAAAGUUUGUAGUACUAUAAGAAACAAAACCUAAAAUUUGAUUUUAAAACAAUUAGUUUUUCACGUUUUCUGAGGCAAAUCAAGGCUAACAUUUUCAGCUGUAAUUCGAAGUAUCAUGAAACACAAAAUAUUGUGUUUGUCUUGCAUUAAAAGUUAUAUUGAUAUUAAAAAAACUCUACUGUACUCUUGAAUUUCUCACUUUUAUUUUCCAGAGGACAAGUAUAAUAACGCAGAAAAUGUUUUAUCAAAAGUGUAGUUUUAAUUUUAAAAAUUAGUUAGGAUAUGUUUGUAUUUGAUUAGAAGCAUUUCAUUCACUCUACAAUGAACUUAUCUAGUACACUUAAUGAAUAGUUAUUAUUUGGAAAUAAAACGACGAAUGUAAUUAUCGUUAUUAGUAAAAAGAGUAUUUAAUUUAAUUUUUUAAAGAGUAUGAAUUUUUGUUAAAUAAUUUAAUAUUUAUUAUAAUCAUUCUUUUAGAAAAAAUAUUAAUAGUUAAAUAUAAUGGUUGACAUACAAAAGAUGAAUGUUGUUACCUUUCAGCAACAAUCGAUACAUCAACCAUCAAUUAAUUGUCAGUCACAAUCACAACGAUCAUUGAUCGAUUUAACAAGACGAAAUACAAUGUCCGAUAUCUCAUUGGGCAGUGGUCAUACAAAAGGUACAGAUUCAAGUGGUUAUGGUUCAAAUAAUGGUAGUGGUAAUCGAACAUGUUUAAUUGUUAAUUAUUUACCGCAAUCCGUUAAAGAACAACAAUUUCGGCAAAUGUUUUCACAAAUUGGACGAUUAAGAUAUUGUCGAUUAAUGUUUGAUCGCGGCACUGGUUAUAGUUAUGGAUAUGGUUUUAUCGAUUAUUUUAAAACAGAAGAUGCAUCAAAAGCAAUCGAUACAUUGAAUGGAUUGAAAAUGGAACAUAAAACAAUCAAAGUUUCAUAUGCUAGACCAAAAUGUGAAGAAACACGUGGGACAAAUCUGUAUAUCAGAAAUUUACCAGAUAAAUAUGAUGAAAAUGAAUUAUGUGAAUUAUUUAUCCCAUAUGGUGAUAUUAUACAAGCACGUGUCAUACGAGAUCACUCAACAGAAUCUCCAAGAGGCAUCGCUUUUGUUAUUAUGGGUACAAGAUCCCAAGCACAAUCAGCUGUCGAAGCAUUAAAUGGAGUGCAAAUAAUUGAAGGACAACGACCUCUCCUUGUUAAAUUUGCUGAUGAUGAUAAAAGACGACAAUUGAUGGCACGUUAUCUACCACAAUCGAUCAAUUUAUCAUCGGGCAUUGAUGGAAUAAAAAUGAUGGAUUCAUCAAAUAGUGACGAUGUUUUGAAUCAAACCACUACCGCAAAUCUUGCUGCACAAAUGGCUAAUCUUAGCCUUAGUGGUAGUAUUAAUGGUGGUGGAGAACAACACCAACAGUCACAAGAUGUUAAUAAUUUAUUGAUGAACGCUCUGCUUAUGAUGCCGUUUUGGUCCAAUAUGUGUUCGACAUUGCCGUUACCCGUAUUUCCCAUGUAUCCCAAGCCACCGCAAACAGCGUCGAAUACAACAACUGAUCAUAUACAGAGUUCGAAUGAGUAUGUCACAACAUCCCAUUCAUCGCAUAAAUCAUUGAGUCGAUCGAUAUCACGUGAGAGUUGUUCGUACGGAAAUCAAACAACAAUAUCAAAUGAUUCAUCGAUACCUACCAAUGUUAUUGAUACGGCUACUGGUGGUUAUGUUGUGUUUGUUUAUGGUAUCGGACCAGAUACAACGGCAGAUGAAGUGAACGCUUUAUUCACUGGUUACGGAGAAAUUAUUCGAACAGACGUUAUCAAAAAUAAACACACUGGUGUUGGAAAAGGAUACGGAUUUGUUAUUUUACGAUUAAUAAAUGAUGCAUUAAAUGCCAUAAAAGCAUUACAUAAUGCACCGUUUAAAGGACGAUUUUUACAAGUUCGAUUCAGAGUGUGA